This is a messenger RNA of Megalops cyprinoides (Indo-Pacific tarpon), 1326 nucleotides long. Its product is annotated as D-amino-acid oxidase-like. The record is from RefSeq and is a predicted model, not a curated record. Gene Ontology annotation, molecular function: D-amino-acid oxidase activity; FAD binding. Lineage: Eukaryota; Metazoa; Chordata; Actinopteri; Elopiformes; Megalopidae. The transcript is spliced from 11 exons. Bases 46 to 1083 code for a protein of 345 amino acids.
GCAGCAAGUUCCAGAACGGUCAGAAAUCUCGUAACGUUGGGCGACAUGCGCGUAGCAGUCGUAGGAGCUGGAGUCAUUGGCCUCUCCACUGCCCAGUGCAUCUAUGAGCAGUAUCACUCGACAGUCAGUCCACUGACGAUCGAAGUAUAUGCUGACCGUUUCACGCCACUCACCACAAGUGAUGGAGCUGCAGGCCUCUGGCAACCCUACCUCUAUGACAAAGGAAACACCCAAGAGACAAAAUGGAACAAGGAGACAUUUGACUAUCUGCUGACCUUCCUGAGUUCCCCAGACUCCAUUAAAAUGGGGAUUUUCCUCCAAUCAGGCUAUAACCUCUGCAGUGAGCCUGUCCCAGACCCCUCAUUUAAGGAUAUAGUUCUGGGGUUCAGGCAACUGACCAAGCGUGAACUAGAAAUGUUUCCAGGAUACAGCUAUGGAUGGUUCAACACUGCACUCAUGAUUGAGGGUAAGAGCUACUUACCUUGGCUGAUGGAUUGGUUAAAGGAACGAGGAGUGAAAUUCUGUCAAAGGAAGAUUGAGUCUUUUAAAGAACUGGCUGAGUCAGGGGCGGAUGUUAUCAUCAACUGCACCGGCGUGAGAUCAGGGGAGCUGCAGCCUGAUGCAGACCUCAAGCCGGGCCGCGGACAGAUCAUCAAGGUGGAUGCCCCAUGGCUGAAGCACUUCAUUCUCACACACAACUUCACAACAGGUGUCUAUAACUCGCCGUACAUCAUACCUGGGAGUCGCUUGGUCACUGUGGGUGGUGUAUUCCAAGUGGGAAACUGGAGUGAAAUGAGUAAUUCUAUAGACCACAAGAAAAUCUUGGAUGAAGCCUGCAGCCUAGAGCCCAGUCUGAAGCACGCCAAGGUGGUGGAGGACUGGGCUGGUCUGAGGCCCGUACGCAGCAAAGUGCGUUUGGAAAGAGAGGCCAUGAGGUUUGGACCAUCCCACUGUGAGGUUAUCCACAACUACGGCCAUGGAGGCUUUGGCCUGACCAUCCACAGAGGGUGCGCCCUGGAGGCUGCCAGGCUGUUUGGAGAGAUCCUGGAGCAGAAAGGCUGGAAAGCACGGUCCCGUCUGUAACCUUGGCAUAUCUACAGGCUAAUCACUACUUCACUACUUCCCACACCAAAAUCCUUCUAUCAAUGAAACCUCCAUUAGAAAUGUAUCAGGGUAGCUUUAUUGAGCUUAAUCAACACAAGAAAGCCCACUAUGGCAUUUCCAAGGCUGCUAGUGUUUGACUGCAACAGUGCAUUUUGUAAUAGUUGUGAUCAAAUGCUUUGUUAAUUUUGCUUGCUCAAAUCUGAGUGACACUAAGUACCACAA